Molecule: messenger RNA, 3560 nt
Organism: Dichomitus squalens LYAD-421 SS1
Lineage: Eukaryota; Fungi; Basidiomycota; Agaricomycetes; Polyporales; Polyporaceae
Product: MED14-domain-containing protein
Exons: 15
Coding region: 62-3472 (1136 amino acids)
Biological process (GO): regulation of transcription by RNA polymerase II
Cellular component (GO): mediator complex; core mediator complex
Molecular function (GO): transcription coregulator activity
Source: RefSeq, a predicted model, not a curated record
GGCCACGCACCCUCCUGUCUGCUUGUUGUCCAUGAUAUAAGCGCUAAUUCCACUGAUUCCAAUGGACACGGCCGUCAACGGCCGCCUUGUGAAUGGCACCUCCCAUGCAACCCUCCUAAAUGGCAAGACUGAAGCUCAUGAACUUCCGCUCGAAGUACUCGAGAGUGAACUCCCGUUGGUUCAUGAUGGCCAAAUACCGCUUGGAGAGCUUGUGUCUAGGCUUGCUCAGUCGAUGUACGCGGAACUCGUUGAGAUGGCGGAAACUAUGCCCCAUAUGUCCGACACGGCUCGCAAACGACAACUUGCGGACUGGGUCGUGAAGAUGAAGCGCCAGGUUGUGAAGGUCUAUGCUAUCGCCAAGUGGUCUCGCGACGCUGGAGUGGUCCAGAAGGCCAUGAACAUCACGGCAUUUCUCAUGGACCAGAAUCGGCAGUUUGAAGACGCUAUCCUGGGCCUCAAGUAUGGCCGAGACGCGCUAGACCCAGCUAGACUACGAAAUCAUGACCUCCUCACCUCCCUGGACGUUUUAACGACUAGCACAUAUCGCCGAUUGCCAUCAUGUAUCAAGGAACUCAUUGUUCCUCCAACUCCUCUGACGGACGACGAAGUCGCGAGAACAUUUGCUGACAUCGAGGACGCUAUGCGCUACCGCCUCCGAAUGUCGGAAAUCGUGCCAUGGGAAAUGUCUGAGUAUCGAAUAGGUGCCGGACGGGUAUUCUUCACUGCUCCUAAACUCUUCGAGUUAUCCUUGUGCCUACGGGGCGCCCGGAGCAACGAUGGUUGGUUCUUUGUGAAUGUUACCUUUCUGUUUACCGUCGGCGGCGACCAGACAGGGAUGCAAGAGUUCCCGCGGACGCCUUCGGGCAUACUGAAACGUAACAUCACAGAGGAGGCGGAUGCGCGUCUCGCAUUCUAUCUACCUCCGGACGAACCUCCACCGCCGGGCGUUGAGCCAGCACCACGUCCGCAGCUACCUCAAGGUGUGGUUGACGCGCCUUUGGUCCGCGUGUUCAACUUCUUGCAGAUGAUGUCGUUAUCGUACCAGCUCGAGAUCCUCUGGUAUCAGGCCGAGCGCAUGCGCUCAUUAGGCUGGGCCGAGUUCAUGUCCGUCGAGAUGACCAAUAACCGCCAGACCAUGGCUGUGAAGUACUGGGUACGGAAACCCCCACCCCCCAAUCAGAAGCGACCGCCACAGCAGAGACCCUUGCCGGCGUUAGGCGGAAAAUUGACCAUCUCCAUCGUCCAAGUGAAAGAGAAGACGGGCCACAAAGCGUCUCGAUCGCCGCGCGCGCGCGUGCUUGCUGAGCUGCAGUCGCGCUCGAAGCUCGACGAGUCUCGACCGUCGGACGAGGUUGAGCACAUGCGCUUUGACGUGCGCUGGGAGCCGGAGAACGGUGCGCUCGGCGUUACCCCUGCCCUAGAAGACCUGUUCAUGCCGCUUGAGCAGCUUCGAAUCGAUCCGGAGAAUCUCGAUAUGGAGAGCCUGCUUCUGAAGGUCAUACGACGUCAUACCGAAAGCGUCAUGAAGUUCUUCCAAACGCAGCUGCAGCGUGGCGCGGUGACGCGCAACAUCUUCUCGCCGCAAGGGGAGGUCGUCUUUGUCUCGAACGAAGGCGCGCCUUCCUUGCGGAUACACUUAUGCGCUGACGAGGUCGUCAUUGUCACUGUCGACCCACGGACGGGACGGCUUACCCUGCGUGACACCGGUGAUCUUGCGGCUGCUGGUCGUGGGCCCCGCUUCGCCGCCAUCACGCAGCGACUGAAUGACGCGCCAUUCAUGCUUCCGCAGGCUCUUGUCUUAUUGCGGAAUGCUACCAUCACCGACCUUGCGGAGCAGAAGGUGCAAUAUCUCGGCUUACAAAGUUUCCGGACUCGCAACUUCUCCGCCGACGAGAUCAAGAAGCUCGGUCAGGACGCUCAAGGCCAGAUCUACAUCCAGCUGGGCAACUUCCCGACGCACUACCUCGUCCUCGUCAUCACCGAUCAGGACUUCCGGUAUGCGCUCAUAAGCGCGAAGGAGGUCGAGCACUCAAUGAACCACGAUCUCGUCAUGGAGGACAUCGGCUGGCUCAACGUCCGUCGAAUACAUGGCGACCAGGUCACAAUAGAAGGAGGCAUGGGGCCCGAUCACAUAACUGGUCAGAAGCGGAAACGAGAGGACGGCUCGGGACGGGUGGGGCCGAGUGGGGAGCAGUAUCCCACCAGCUUCCGUCUGGAGACGAAUGUCCUUCGGGAGCUGUAUGCAUACUGCUGUGCACGAGUUGCCUACACCAAGGUGGAACAGCAGUUCAAGCUACGCGGCAUUCCCUACACCCAUGUCAGCUCGACGCUCAAUCCGUCGUCCUUCUCCGAGUUCGGUAAUGUCCAGUCCUCCCUGGCGCGGACGAUCCCAGCGCUCUGUGUGCAGUCCUCAGAUAUUCUGUCCGGUGCACCCGCCGCGGAAGCCGCCAUGCCAAAUAUCCGCGUCAUCCCUCUCAACUGGUGGUCGACCGAUAUAGCGAAGGUCGUUACCUGUGUCAAGCUGAAGUAUGUACAGCAGCCUAUAGGCAAGCGCGCCAGCGGCAGCACCGUCAUACGACCAUCAAAACGCAUCAUCUACGAUACGCGGGAAGCGAUCGUUUCCUUCUUGUCUGACAACGUCGACAAGUGUGUAGACGAGUUCCUGGAGGAGUGGGCGCGUGUGUCAAAGAUGGUCGUCAUCGCGCGUGAAGUGGCUCAAAUGUCUACGAAGUACUUGUGGACAGAUGUCCGACUCAUCUCCUUCGACCUUCAGACCGUCGAGUUCGCAUACGCCGACAACUACUCAGUCUCCCUCACCUGCACGGACCAGCUCGCCACAAAUCGCAGCUCAUACCACCUCCGCUUCUCCCGGGUGCCGUCCGACGACUUCAUGCAGGUCGAUGACGAACUUGACGCGCUCCACAACCCCCACGAAGAUGCGGAGGUGUACCUCUGCAACCUCCUCGGGCACGGAAAGCUCUCCACCGCCCUCCAUCGACUCGUCGCCCUCCUCCGCGAGACGCUGCCCGUCGUAGCCGAGCUGGAGGACAUCCGCGUCAAGGCAGCGCAGCAAGGCCAUCUGAUCGACACAUUCCCAAAGUCCGCGGGUUGGUUCCGCAUCCUGUAUGGCGAUCUUCGCCACGCGCUCGAUUUCAGGUUAAUGACUGGCGCACGCAUUGUGAUUCUCGACGGAUCGCAUACGCUCUUCGACGAGCCUGCGGACUCGCGCGGCCCCCGGAAGUCUGGCGCGCCUUCGAAAUCGACCUCGCUGGCAAACACGGGAGCUUUGCAGCCCAUACCGGACUUCCGUGCACUGGUCUCGGAGGCGAUCAAGGAAGCUGUUGCCCAGGGUGUCAAGGGCCAGUUUGCUCCGAUCGACAUUGGGGUGAUAUGCGACAUUACGGCCGUGCGCGUUGUGGGGAGGCGGCUAUAUGAGAAGGUGUUCACAAAACUGGCACAGACCCCGCGAUAGGAUGUUCACCGCAUACUCGUACAUAUCAUUAUUAGAAGUUGUUUUUCUUCUCUUGCACACAUGUUUUUCAGACCGAAACGUCGCUUUG